AAGCGCGUGCCUCGCAAGUACGAAGGCGUGAGCAGCGGCGGCGCCGCCGCCUCUGCCGCCGCCUACGGCAGCUCCUACACCCGCCAGCAGCGGCGGCUGGCCGGCGGGCAUGUGCGCACGCGCGGCGGCGGCGCGCUGUCCCCCCGCACCUCCCUCCCCUCCUCGCUCACGCCGCGGCGGCAGCAGCCGUGGCAGAUGCUGCUGCCGGCGGGGGUGCCGCCGCCGCCGCUGUCUCCGGAGCAGUGUCGGCAUCAGGUCAUGGCAGACUUGGUGUACCUGUUCAACGCGGCGCCGCCCGGCAUGCUGCGCCUGCUGUGCCACCUGGCGCUGCCCGAAGAGCUUCCAGAGGAUGAGGGCGGGGAGGGGGAGCCGUCGUGGGCGCCCCCGGUGCGCCCACCCCCCGAGGUGCUGCUGCUGCCGGCAGACGCGACGGUGGGGCAGCUGCUGCAGGCAGCCACCGCCGCCUUCCGCGGCUCCUACCGCAUGUGCCGCGGCUGGGAGGCGGAGGCGGUGGUGGGCGGGCUGUCGGCGGCGGUGCCGGCGCCGGCGCCGCAGCCCCACCUGCCGCCGCCGCCGCCGCCCGCCGCUGCUGCCGUCGGCGACGCGGCCUGCACCACGGCAGCGGGCUGCGCAGCGGGCAGCGAAGCAGCGGCAGAGGCGAUGGAGGUGGAUGGGCAGGCUGCGGAGGCGGCUGCCGCCGCCGCAGAGGCGCUGGCUACGGUGGUGGCGGGCGUGGAGGGCUUGGAAAUGAAUGGCCGGCUGCAGCAGGAGCAGCAGCAGCAGGAUCAGGGGCUUGCGGCUGUGCCUGCUGCUGCUGUAGCCUCUGCUGCAGCGGAGCGCUCCCAAGGGGCGGGUUCGGCCCCAGACAGCCAGCUGGCAGCCUCGCUGGCCGCCGCCGCCGUGGCGGCGGCCGUGGCGGCGCACGACGGCACGCAGCCGCGGCCGGGGCAGCAGCAAGGGGAUGUUUUGAUGGCAGACGCCGAGCAGCAGCCGGCCCCUCAGCCGCCGCCGCCGCCGCCGCCUCUCACAGCGGAGCAGGAGGUUGAGGUGGCGGCGUGGCGGCAGCAGGAGGCGGCCCGACAGGUGCUGCUGGCGGCACGCCUCGCCGACCUGCUGCUGCCGCCGGGGCAGCAGGCCAGCAGCGCAGACGCCGGCGGCGGCACCGGCGCCGGCGCCCAGGCCGCAGCGCUGCCGUCGGUCGUGGUGGCGGGGCGGGGGCUGGACUGGGCGGUACGCUGGCGCCACGCAGGUGGGCUGGAGGAUUGGGCGGUGCGGUGCCGGUGCGGCGUGAACGACGACGACGGCGAGCGCAUGAUAAUGUGUGACAGCUGCAACAUCUGGAUGCACACCCGGUGCUACCACAUACCAGACGACGACCCGGUGCCCGAGGAGGCGUUUGUGUGCGACACGUGCCGCCAGGGCGGCGCGCAGGCGGGCCAGGCGCAGCUGCACCUGCAGCCCAGCCGCCCGCACCACGUGCCGCCGCAGCCCGAGGCGGCGCAGCCGGGGGCGCCGCUGCUGCUGGAGCUGCAGCCGCAGCAGCAGGAGGCGGCGCCGGUGCAGGAGCAGCCAGAGUUGCUGUUGCAGCAGGAGCAGCCAGACGUGCCGCUGGAGCAGGAGCAGCUUCAGCGGGAGCAGCAGGAGCAGCCACUGCAGCAGCAGGCACAGCCCCAGCAGCAGCAGCACGAGCAGCACGACCAGGCUCAGCAGGAGCAGCAGCAGGGCUGA
Molecule: messenger RNA, 1728 nt
Organism: Chlorella variabilis
Lineage: Eukaryota; Viridiplantae; Chlorophyta; Trebouxiophyceae; Chlorellales; Chlorellaceae
Exons: 5
Source: RefSeq, a predicted model, not a curated record